Messenger RNA from Perognathus longimembris pacificus (Pacific pocket mouse), 973 nucleotides. RefSeq names its product elongation factor 1-delta-like. Gene Ontology annotation, molecular function: translation elongation factor activity; guanyl-nucleotide exchange factor activity. Gene Ontology annotation, cellular component: eukaryotic translation elongation factor 1 complex; cytosol. Gene Ontology annotation, biological process: translational elongation. The record is from RefSeq and is a predicted model, not a curated record. Lineage: Eukaryota; Metazoa; Chordata; Mammalia; Rodentia; Heteromyidae.
CUCCUCGCACGUCCUCCUCCGGGUCGUCGCCCCCUCGCUCGGCCAGAAAAAUGGCGACCAACUUUCUGGUGCAUGAAAAGAUCUGGUUUGACAAGUUCAAAUAUGAUGAUACUGAAAGGAAAUUUUAUGAGCAGAUGAACGGGCCUGCAGCCGGUGCCUCCCGCCAGGAGAAUGGUGCCAGCGUGAUCCUCCGUGACAUUGCAAGAGCCCGAGAGAACAUCCCGAAAUUCCUGGCGGGAAGCUCGGGCCCUGGGGUUUCCAGCGGGCCUGGUGGAGAUCACAGUGAGCUCGUGGUUCGGAUUGCCAGCCUGGAAGUGGAGAACCAGAGCCUGCGAGGAGUGGUGCAGGAUCUGCAGCAGGCCAUCUCCAAGCUGGAGGCCCGGCUGAGCGCCCUGGAGAAGAGCUCUCCCAGACACCGCGCCACCGCCCCGCAGACACAGCACGUGUCUCCCAUGCGCCAAGUGGAGCCCCCAGCCAAGAAGGCGGCCACACCAGCAGAGGACGACGAGGACAAUGACAUUGACCUGUUUGGCAGCGAUGAGGAGGAGGAGGAGGACAAGGAAGCAGCCCGCCUGCGGGAGGAGAGGCUGCGGCAAUACACAGAGAAGAAAGCCAAGAAGCCCUCCCUAGUGGCCAAGUCAUCCAUCCUCCUGGACGUCAAGCCUUGGGAUGAUGAGACUGACAUGGCCCAGCUGGAAGCUUGCGUGCGCUCUGUGCAGCUCGAUGAGCUGGUCUGGGGGGCCUCCAAGCUGGUACCGGUGGGCUACGGCAUCCGUAAGCUCCAGAUCCAGUGUGUGGUGGAGGAUGCGAAGGUGGGCACAGACCUGUUGGAAGAAGUCACCAAGUUUGAAGAACAUGUGCAGAGUGUGGACAUUGCAGCUUUCAACAAGAUCUGAAUCCUGAGUGCAUGGUUUGUGUGUGUGAGCCUCUGCUGAAAUUAAAGACUUGAGACUCUGAAAAAAAAAAAAAAAAA